AUGGCGGUUGGAAAGAACAAGAGAUUGUCCAAGGGCAAGAAGGGAUUGAAGAAGAAGGCCCAGGACCCCUUCGCCCGAAAGGAUUGGUACUCCAUCAAGGCUCCUGCCCCCUUCAACAUCCGAGAUGUUGGUAAGACCCUAGUCAACCGAACCACCGGUCUGAAGAACGCGAACGAUGCCCUCAAGGGCCGAAUCUUCGAGGUUUCCCUAGCCGAUCUCCAGAAGGACGAGGACCACGCAUUCCGCAAGGUCAAGCUACGUGUCGAUGAAGUCCAAGGCAAGAACUGCUUAACCAACUUCCACGGACUCGACUUCACAUCGGACAAGCUCCGAUCUCUGGUGCGCAAGUGGCAAAGUCUCAUCGAGGCCAAUGUCACCGUCAAGACUACCGACGACUACCUCCUACGCCUCUUCGCUAUCGCCUUCACCAAGCGACGACCCAACCAGAUCAAGAAGACUACCUAUGCCGCCUCAUCCCAGAUUCGUGCCAUCCGAAAGAAGAUGGUCGAGAUCAUCCAACGAGAAGCUGCCACUUGCACUCUCCAGCAACUCACCUCCAAGUUGAUCCCCGAAGUCAUCGGCCGUGAAAUCGAGAAGGCCACACAAGGCAUCUACCCCCUUCAGAACGUCCACAUCCGCAAGGUCAAGCUCCUCAAGUCGCCCAAGUUCGACCUCGGUGCUUUGAUGAACCUACACGGAGAGUCCACAACGAACGAGGAGGGACAAAAGGUCGAGAGGGAGUUCAAGGAGCGCGUCCUUGAAGAGGUCUAA
This is a messenger RNA of Hypoxylon trugodes, 771 nucleotides long. Its product is annotated as 40S ribosomal protein S3aE. Lineage: Eukaryota; Fungi; Ascomycota; Sordariomycetes; Xylariales; Hypoxylaceae. The coding region runs from base 1 to 771 and encodes 256 amino acids. The transcript is spliced from 5 exons. Gene Ontology annotation, cellular component: ribosome; cytosol. Gene Ontology annotation, biological process: translation. The record is from RefSeq and is a predicted model, not a curated record. Gene Ontology annotation, molecular function: structural constituent of ribosome.